AUGGGAAAACAAUGUCAGGGUCUCUCUCUUCCUGAUUUAGAACUACCAGGUGAACGAGUGCUUUGUUUUCAUGGACCUCUCCUUUAUGAAGCAAAGUGUGUAAAGGUUGCCAUAAAGGACAAGCAAGUGAAAUAUUUUAUCCAUUACAGUGGUUGGAAUAAAAACUGGGAUGAAUGGGUUCCAGAAAGCAGAGUGCUCAAAUACGUGGAUACCAAUUUGCAGAAACAAAAAGAACUUCAAAAGGCCAAUCAGGAACAAUAUGCAGAGGGGAAGAUGAGAGGUGCUGCUCCAGGCAAGAAGACUUCUGGUCUGCAGCAGAAAAAUGUUGAAGUAUUUUUCAGACGAGAUGGAGCGCAUACUGUUUGCUGUUUGGAGACCCCUACCAUAUCGACGCGGAAAACAAAAAAGAACAAACAGAAAACUCCAGGAAUUGGAGAAGGGAGCAGUACCAGUGAGACUCCGCAGCCUCCGAGGAAGAAGAGGGCUCGAGUAGAUCCGACGGUUGAAAGUGAAGAAACAUUUAUGAACAGAGUUGAAGUAAAGGUGAAAAUCCCAGAAGAGCUGAAACCGUGGCUGGUAGACGACUGGGACUUGAUCACCAGGCAGAAGCAGCUCUUCUACCUUCCUGCCAAGAAGAAUGUUGACUCCAUUUUAGAGGAUUAUGCAAACUACAAAAAAUCCCGAGGAAAUACUGAUAACAAGGAGUACGCAGUCAAUGAGGUCGUGGCUGGAAUUAAAGAAUACUUCAAUGUCAUGCUGGGAACUCAGCUACUGUACAAGUUUGAGAGGCCCCAAUAUGCUGAGAUUUUAGCAGAUCACCCGGAUGCUCCCAUGUCUCAAGUGUACGGUGCCCCACACCUGCUGAGGUUAUUUGUGCGCAUUGGAGCUAUGCUUGCUUACACUCCUCUGGAUGAGAAGAGCCUGGCUUUGCUGCUGAACUAUUUGCAUGACUUCUUGAAGUAUUUAGCAAAGAAUUCCUCCGCCCUGUUCAGUGCCAGCGACUAUGAAGUAGCCCCUCCCGAGUAUCAUCGGAAAGCGGUAUAA
This is a messenger RNA of Apaloderma vittatum (bar-tailed trogon), 1044 nucleotides long. It is a transcript of the gene MORF4L1, whose product is annotated as mortality factor 4 like 1. Lineage: Eukaryota; Metazoa; Chordata; Aves; Trogoniformes; Trogonidae. Gene Ontology annotation, biological process: chromatin organization; regulation of DNA-templated transcription. The transcript is spliced from 13 exons. The coding region runs from base 1 to 1044 and encodes 347 amino acids. The record is from RefSeq and is a predicted model, not a curated record. Gene Ontology annotation, cellular component: nucleus; NuA4 histone acetyltransferase complex.